Apis laboriosa (Himalayan honeybee) is the source of this 988-nucleotide messenger RNA. RefSeq names its product histidine-rich glycoprotein-like. The transcript is spliced from 2 exons. NCBI's taxonomy places the organism in Eukaryota, Metazoa, Arthropoda, Insecta, Hymenoptera, Apidae. Bases 439 to 741 code for a protein of 100 amino acids. The record is from RefSeq and is a predicted model, not a curated record.
UACGUGUUGUUGAUUACGUUACUCGUUUUCGUGUCACGCGGUUUAUCGAAUCGUUCAUCCCUCGAGAUUAACAACAAUCAGAGAGCCUCUUCUAUCUCUUCCACAAGCCGAUAUACGAUAAACAUAUGUACUGAGUGUGUGUCGAGAGAAAUCAGGCUUUUCUCUCGUUUCUUCCCAUAUUCUACUCGAUCUUCCCCUUUAUAUUUCUACGUUUUUAUACUUGAUCGUACUGUUCCAUUUGGACACAGUCCGCAACUAUACGUCACAGUGUGCUCUAUGUGCAAUCAGUGAGAAAUUAGCCGGUGUUCAAGUUCGGCCCCCGCGUUCACCUCGGUCCCGUCGUCUCGUUCGUCUCCAUACCCUCCUGCCCCCCUCCCCCUCCCUCCCCCGGAUCCUCACGGUUGCUCUCGUCACUUCGAGAGCACCACGGCUACAUUUAUGGGGGCGUCGUGCGCGGUCAAGGGCAGCAAGAGCCACCCCUGUCACUGCUGCAGCCACCUCGCCAGUCCCGGCGCGAGCGUGCAACAGCAGCAGCAUCACCACCACCGCCAUCACCACCAUCAUCACGAGACGCACCACGCGCACCAUCAGCACCAUCAUCACCACCACCCCGCCGGGAAGCAACCCUCCGCCGAGCUGCAGCCGCAGAACAACAACGGGGAUUGCAACAUACUGGCACCGCUGCGCAGCAAGAUGAAGGUGUUGAAGAAACUAAAGCGCAAGAUGGGCCUAGACGCGUAGAAACGAAAAAUCCAACAAUUGCGUCAAUAGCAUUAAUCACGAUUACGCUCAACACAUGCGUCACCAGUUUGUCUCCAAGCUACUACAACUACCGUCCAAGCUCGAUAUCCUAGUUGCAAUUGUGCCUCGUGUCCUUUCUAACAAUAAACAUGGAAAAUUGAACUCGGUCACAGAUAGCUUUAAACCGAGUGUUGGAUGUACAUUUUCUAUUCCCAUUCCUCCAUUUUCUCUUCCCUAAUUUCGAGUU